UAAUACAUAUUCUGUAUAUGUAGAAAUAAAGUAGAUAGUCAUCACAAAAUAUAUUGUACUAUUCCUUUAGCAGUACACUUUUCAAUUGCCUAUAUACAUAAACGAUAUUGGAAAAAAGAAUUUGCUUUUUAUUCUAUUUUCCUCAAAAUUGUCCCGUGUUCUCCAAAACUUUAACAGUUUUCCUCGGCAAUGUAAUAACUUGAUUUUAAAUAUCAUUGAAUUAUUGGUAACAGUUUGAAGAAGAGAAUAAGAAGUAGAUUUUCUUCUCCAGUAUUUUGAGCAAUUGAAAGAUGUUUUACUAAAAGAAUUGUAUAAUAUUAGUGAUCAUUCGAGCAUUUUAUUACUCUGCUCCAACAAGGAUUGAAUCUCUAUAUUAAAGAUAAAUAGUAAUAAUUGAGCCUACCUCUUAAUAAAACAAGUUAUAUUUUUUAGGUGUCCAUAUUAUUUUGUCUGUCCUUUGUAUUUUCAGGAUUAAUUGAUUGUCGGUAAAAUUCGUUGGAUUUAUACUUAAAAUUUUGUUUACACGAUAACAGUAAGAUAUCGAAAUCUACAAAUUUUUAAGUAUUCAAUAUUCAAUGUGUACGUGAUAUAUCGCAGUGUUACGCAAGAACUUAUUCUCUUAUCUGGUGAUACACCGCAGCAAAGGAUAAAAUUCCAGCUGGUUUCCCUAAAAAGCGCUUCUUCAAUUUUUCUUUUUUAUUUAAAUAAUCGAUUCACGAGGUUAUUUACUCGGGGAAGAUAUUUUUCCAUACACACGCAAUUCAUUUAUAUAAAUUUUUCGCACCGUUCCGAAAUAAAAGAGAUAGGAAGCGUUCAAUACCGAUUUCGAGGCACUUUGUAUACUCAGCUUAUUUACGUUUCAUAUUUUCACAUUGCGUUCCGUUCGCGGGACGGGAACUUAUUUUGAUACAUUCGCUCGGCCCCGUAUCGCGCGCGCUUCUUUCGUCGCUAGCCGAUUUCAGCUUCGACCCGAUGCUGAAAUAUAUGCACGCACGUAAACGGUGUCUCUCUCUCUCUCUCUCUCUUUCUUUCUCUUUCUGGUGCGAGAUUGUCCCUCGUGCGUCAUCAUGCCGCGAUGAUCGUUGCACUGCGAGAGAAAGAUAGGGCGAGAAUGCGUGUGUAUACGAGCCAAUCGCAGUCUGGGUCCAUGGAUGCCACUUAGUGUUAGUUGGCCAGAUUCGUAGGUAGGUUGUCUGGCCGAUGGCCUUUCGACCCGAGUGCAGUUUUCUCGCAGACCUCCUUCUAGCGGCGUACCUCGCUUUACGACCCGAUAUAGGCUGGGCGCAGCGGUGGCGGCGGCAGUGAGAGUGCAGGCGUAGCUUAUUAUAAUAAUCUCACCGCGGUAAUCUAUUAUCGCCAGCGUAUUAUCCCCGACUUGCCGGCAGAAACUGAAUCUUAUGGCGAGUGAGUGCUAUUAAACAUUAAACCAUCACCCUCCUUCCGCCGCGACGUUCCAUGAAGUCGACGAACGACGGAGCCGAGGCCGAAGAUCGAUCGUCGAUCGUCGCCGCUGACUCGGCACGGUUGCCUGUCGCACGAUUCGCUCUAGAUGAGUCACCGUGAUCUACCCUGGAGUCUACGAGCAACGCGAGUCGCGCCGAACGAAUCAUGUACAAAAUACUGCGUCGCGGCUCCGGCCGCGUCUUCGUCCUCUGCAUCGUGGUGCUGUCGCUCCUGCUGUGCCUGUACUAUGUCAGCCAAGUCCAGGCGCCGUCGUCGGGUCAUCCCGCCGCCGCCAUCCUGAACGAGGAGCUCAGAUACGACCGCAGCCUGACCUCCGUCACUCCGGAUUACAGCGAGUCGCCAGAUGCUCAGGUGUCGCUCGCCACCUGUCCCGUAAUCGUGCCGCGAAACGCCAACAUCGACGCCCAGCAGGAGUUCGGCAAGUUCGACUUUCAGCCCUCGUGGAUGCGGAGUCGAGAGUACUGGGACGACAGUUUCGAGGCACGUUUCGCGGAGCUGCGGAAAGAUCCGACAAGACCACCGUUGAAGGUUAUCCUUGUGCCUCACAGUCACACCGAUCCGGGAUGGCUGAAGACGUUCGAGCAGUACUUCCACAGCUCCACGAGGAGCAUCCUAAAUAACAUGGUCUCGAAGCUGCAGCAAUGGCCGAACAUGACCUUUAUCUGGAGCGAGGUUUCAUUCUUAUCACUGUGGUGGGACAGUGCUCAUCCGACAAAGAAGAUGGUCAUAAAAAGAUUAGUCAAGGACGGUCGACUGGAAAUGACCACCGGAGGCUGGGUCAUGACUGACGAAGCGACUUCUCAUAUUUACGCUAUGCUGGACCAGCUCAUUGAAGGUCACCAAUGGCUGAAAACGAAUCUCGACGUGAUACCCGAAUCGGGCUGGUCCGUCGACCCGUUCGGCCACGGCGGCACCAUACCUUACUUUCUCAGGGCAUCGGGCGCGUCCGGCACGGUGAUCCAGAGGAUACACUACGCGUGGAAGCAGUGGUUCGCGAAGAAGCAAUACGGCGACUUCGUCUGGCGACAGCCAUGGGACCGCGACGGCACAGCCGACAUGCUUACCCACAAUCAGCCGUUUGAUAUCUACAACAUCAAACAUUCGUGCGGCCCGCAUCCGCACGUCUGCCUCAACUUCGACUUCCGUAAGAUACGUGGCGAGUACACCGAGUACUCGGUCCGCGCCGUCGAGAUCACGCCCAACAACGUCAAGCAGAUGGCCGAGCUGUUGCUGGAGCAGUACGCAAGAACCGGCUCGUUAUUCACUCACAACGUCGUGCUGAUGCCACUCGGCGAUGAUUUCAGAUACGACCACGCGAUUGAAUGGGAUCAACAGUACACCAACUACAAAAUCUUGAUGGACUACAUAAACAGCCGGAAGGACGAGUACAAUGCCGAGGUGGUAUUUGGCACGCCGAAGGACUAUUUCCGCGAGAUACAAAAGCGCGUGAGCAAGUUCCCGUCAUUAACAGGCGACUUCUUCGUGUACUCGGACAUCUUUAGCGAGGGUAGGCCAGCCUAUUGGAGCGGGUACUUCACCACCAGACCGUACAUGAAGAUUCUGGACCGCGAGCUCGAGGCGAAUCUCAGAUCCGCCGAGAUCCUCUACACGAUCACACUAAAUCUCGCCAAGCAGUCCGGCAAGGAUAUAAAACUUUACGAGACGCAUUUCGAGAAAUUGGUGAAGGCGAGGCGUAAUCUGGGUCUGUUCCAACAUCACGACGCGAUCACCGGCACCUCCAAGUCCUUCGUCAUGAAGGAUUACGCGCUGAAACUCUUCGAGUCGAUCUCGGAUACGACGAGUCUGCAGAGCUUCGCUAUUCAGUCGCUCGCGGCCACCAUCAACGGCAAAUCGAAUUCCGUCUACGUGCUGGCCGAGUCGGACAGAGACAGUUACGAAAAGCUGCCGAAAAAGAUACCGAUCGGCGUAAAUGGUCAUGAGACUAGGAAGAUCGUUCUGUUCAAUCCACUGGCGCAACCCAGACAGGAAGUGAUCAGUCUCAAAGUCACGUCAUAUAAAAUCAAAGUCCUGGACCCUCAGAAGAAUCCUAUACCCUAUCAGAUCGCGCCGGUGAUGAACGCCACGAGCAUCACGCACGACGUGUACGUGCUGCUCUUCGUAGCUGAGCUGAAGCCGCUGUCGAUCGCCACGUAUCAUCUGCGGCAGGUCGAUAAGGUACCGGCGGAAGCCAUCUCGACGGUAUACUGCAGCCGUUGCGGCAAGGACAACGUCUUUCCCAUCAAACCCAUGCAGGUGGGCGACGUGCAGCUCGAGAAUCAGCGGAUGAAACUGUUGUUUGACGGGCAGACGGGUUUCCUGAAGCGCGUAACGAAAAAAUCCACCGGCAAGAUCAUGCAGUGCGCUGUGCAGUUCGCCGCGUACCCCUCGGCGCAGUUCCACAGCGGUGCCUAUCUAUUCAUGCCUGACCCAAAUCUCCGAGACACCGACAAGGACGUCCUGGAAGCGUACACGCCGCACCAAAAAAUCUACAUCGUCAGCGGCAGCCUGAGUUCCCGCCUCACCGUCGAGUACGGUAAAUUAUUAACGCAUCACGUGGCCAUCUACCAUCGCGACGGUGGCCUCGGCGAGGCCAUCUACCUGCGCAACAUCGUGGACUUUGAGACGCCACCGAAGAAUCGCGAGACAGAGAUGUUCAUGCGGCUGCAGACCGACAUCUCGAACGGCGACCCGCCCGAAUUCUACACCGACUUGAACGGCCACCAGAUGAUCAAACGUACCAAGAUCGAGCGCAUCGGCAUCGAGGGCAACUACUUUCCUAUCACUACCAUGGCUUACAUCGAGGACUCGAAUCACCGGCUAACGCUCUUGGUGAACCAUUGCCAAGGCGCGGCCAGCUACCAGCCCGGUUGGCUGGAGGUGAUGCUGGAUCGUAGGACUCUAUAUGACGAUUCGCGGGGCAUGGGCGAGGGUUUGCUGGACAAUCGACGGACCGUCAUCAAACACUGGUUGUUACUUGAAGAUAUCAGCGGUGAGAAAGAUAGGUACUCGAGACCGUCGCUAUUCGCCAAUCAUCUGAGCAACACUCUUAAUUAUCCGGUGAAUAUCUUCGUGGUGGAUGGCAACGAGCAAGAGGUCACGAUGGCGCCGGAAGUUCGACUGCUGAGUCAGAGCUUUCCGUGCGACCUACAUCUGCUUAAUUUGCGUACCAACCACGAUCAGAAGCUGCCACACUUCCCGGUGAACAGCGCGCUCAUGGUGUUGCAUCGGCAGGGCUACAGCUGCUCCGUGGGCAUCGACGUAGCGCUGAAGCACUGCCCGCUCACCGAGAGACUCGCGCAGGGAACCGCAUUCUACAAACUUGACAAAGUCAACGUCACGAAGACGUCGUUGACCGGCACGAAGCCUGGCGCCCGUCUGAAGGACGGUUUCCAGGAGAUCGGCUUGCAACCGAUGCAAGUCGAGACGUACAACGUGAACUUUGUGCAAUGAUCUUAAGCCAUAGGCCGAUCGACCGUCGAUCUCGGCGCGUUCGCGUUGGUCGGUUAAAAUUUUGAGAGUAUACACAAGCGUCUUGCCCCUUCCAAACGACACUGCCGUAUGUUAAUCGUAUCGAAUACUACCUCUUUGACUCUUCGUGUAACGCGCGACGUUGUUGGCAGUGAAGAACUUUGCGGAAGCGAUAGAGAAGCGAAGGUAAUUUCUCAUGGGAUGAUACACGGAACAAAAAAAAAGUGACAAAUAAUAUUGACCACUCUAGGACAAUUAACAUAAACAGUUUAAAGUAAACGAUUGACUCGUACGGUUCAACUAAAAUGAAUUCUUUCGUGUUAGGAAGAAUUACAAAAAUUUUUAAUCAACUUUUUAUUCCACAGAUGUGUGAAGGAGGCAUUUUUAUUAAAUUUCUGUUGAUGCUAAUCCUGACAAUUUACGUUAAUAUGGCCUAAAAAUCAUGUUCUCAUAUCAUUUUCUGUUUCCUCAUACUCAAUUUCUUUCGCUAAUUUCAUUCGGAGGAAAGGAGACAAAAACUUUCAUAACAGAUCAAGGAUUUAUAAAAUUUCACCGUACAUUAUUGAAAUAAGUGAAUCAUUAACCUAAGAACUUUCCAUACUUCUCAAAUUUAGCUGAAUUUCGCAAGACGAUAUUUCGAUCACAUUUUUGUGGGAAAUUUUAAAAGGAGUGGCAGGUAUAGUGUGCGUGUAAAUAUUUCGAUCGGUGCAACACAAUUAAUUGCUAAUCGUGACAACGCAUGCGUGGCACCAUUGUACAUAUUGUUCCUGCAUCUUUGCGUUUUAUUAUCGAACGAGAGGGGGUAUCGGAGAGAGAGAGAGAGAAAGAAAGAGAGAAAGGGGGGGGGAAGAAGCGUGAGAAGAUGUACACACGCAGAUAUAUAAAUAUAUUAGUAAUUUAUUCCAAACAAGAGUCUGAGAUAUAUAAUUAAUAUAUGUACAUUCGCUGGAACGAGAUAUUUGGGAUCAGGUUUAUCUCGACCUAUUUUACUCAUUUAAAUUUUAAACGAUUCUUCCAUAAUUUAAUACCUUUAUCGCUGGAAUCACUUUGACUAUAUAUUUAUUGAAGUUUUACGAAUUUUCCGAAUCUCUUUACCAUUAACGUCCUGUUGUGUAAAAAUCUCUAAAUUUUCUCAUUUACUUUCUAAAACAUUUAUUUCCUCGAAUAAUAAAAUUAUAUUGCUGAGUUUCCAACUUUUUGCGUUUCUUCACGAAUGCAGAGCUUUUGUAAGCGAGAAGUGAUUUCGCGGGAUACAAAAGGGGCCAGAGAGAGAGUCAGGCUUACAGAGGGGACAAAAGAAUUAAAAUUUCAUAUAGUGACUUUUAUUUGUUUGUACGGCGGUUAUCGUGGACAAACAGACUGACAGCUGACCGACAGAGAUUUCUUUUACCAAGCGUAUAGAGGUAUAUAUGUAUAUAUUGUAUCGUACAUGUAUAUAUGACAUAUCAGAUCGCGUCACUUGCCCUAGACAAUUAUCGUAGGUAACUCUUGUGAUAGCGAAACGAUGUAAAGAAAAUCUUAUACAUCUAUUUUCGUAUGUCAGAUAUUUUGCUGUCGACCCUUUCCCCUUCCCCCUCUCUCUUUUUCUCUUUCUCUCUCUCUCUCUCUUUCUUUGCGAGUAUUGACAGUAAGUGUCUUCUUGUCGACGAGGGGGACGCGAUUCCGGGGUAUUCUCUCCGCGUAUUGUGUACGCAGCCCGAAAAAUGUAGUAAAGUGUAAUUCGUGUAAAAUGAAUUUGCGUGCCAGAUGACGAGGAGUUAUUUCUUGGAGAUAACGCGAGAGGAGAGCGAGUCUUCAGAAGGUACGAAGACAUAACUUAUUCCGAUUUGUUUUUUUUUUUUUGUAAAUAAUUAAAUAAUAAUUUGAUGAACUCUUCGAUAAUCACGAAUGUUAACGAUUGACAUGAAUCUGGGAUCUGUUUCUUUUCUUUUUUUUUUCAAUUUUUGAGACGCUUAUGCCGCGCAAUGAAUACCUGUCAAAUUGAUAUAAUAUGCCGUACCUCCGAGGUGUUCUUUCUUAUGAUUAUGCGCGAAUGAUAAAUGUCGCAGAGAUACAACGCUUUGCGAUAUAUGUGUUCGUGGUGUUUCCAGCGAUCUUCCACUUCCAUGGAGAAUCUCGAAGUGUCCCUUUUAGCAGCUGUACCGUCGAUCCGAUUUGUACAUAUUAGAUUAAUUAAUGGAAAGUCGUGCAGCUUCCGCGCGCGAGUGGACCGUCGCGUUUCUCCGACGCGACAAACCAAGGAGAAAAAACGGGGCGGAAAUUAGUUUCUCCGAGGGUGCGAGAAAUAUUGUAAAAUGUGGUUGCUACCUUUGCGCGAAAGCGAGCGGAAUGUUCGUCGCUCCUCCGUAUACGGACUCGUAAUUAUUACAAAGUAGUAUUUUUUAAUUCGCACGAAAGACACGUUGUCUACGUAAAUUUUCUUAUUUAAGAUCACGUUUACGAAUACGGUGCGAAUUUGUGAACUUCUCGGUGAUUUUAUACGUUGUCUCUUAGAUACUUUAUCGCGUGCGUGUAAAUUUCUACCUACAAAAAAAAAAUCCAAUAACAUAACAUUCUAAUAAACCAUGAAAUCACAAGAUUCCUUCAUUUUCACGACUAAUUGAUUGUUAUUUUCAGUUAAUCGAUAUGUUUUACGCUAAGAGAUAUAACAGUUUGUAAUUAAUUGCUUUUUUUUAGUGGUACAUGAUUAUUAUUUAUCGCGGUAAAUGUUAUAUUUUCGUUAAUUAAUCCGUUUUCAAUCAUUGCCAGUGUCAAAUCAUUGUUGUUAUCGCUUGAUUUAAUUUCAAUUGUAAAUCUUGUAUUUCCUGACGCGCGAGUUAUUUCGAAACGCGCAUCGAGUUGAUUAUUAAAUAAAAAUUCAAUAUCGGUCGAAAACAGUUUCAACGGCAACUUUGUAUCGCAAAGUUGGGAAAGGUCAGAGGCAGCGGAAACGUCUGUCACGGAUACAACUUGUGAUGUGUCGCCGGGUAAUUAAGCUUCGUAAACAUCGGUUAUUAAAAUUUUUUUCGAUGGACUUAUGGCUCCGGUGAAUUUCACGGUUCGGCGCGAACGAGCGUUUAUACGGGUUUAACGAUGUUGUGUAAAUAGAGGAUCGUCGAUGAAAUCGUUAAACCGAUAGAUCGUAAAGAAUAAUGGAAAAUAAAGGACGGGCGGAUGGGUGUGCGGGUAAAGUGUAGGAAAGUUAUCUCUCUUCGUGCUCUCGUCACUUUUAAUCACAUCGCCGCAGCGCAUUAUCGGGUUCGAUCUUCGGCCGUUUGCAAAAAUAAAUUGCAUUUAUCUGCAUAUAUAUACACAUAUAUAUUGGCUUGAUAUAAAACUGUCCUUAUUAUGAUAUAAUAACCUUUAAAUUUAUCUCUUAAUUGUUUUUCGAACCUUCGGCAUUUAAGCAGGCGAAUUAACGAACAAUAUUAUCUUAUUUUGAUGUCAUAUUAUCUGUUUGAUAUUAUUUCGACAUUGUUAUUUUAAUAUACGUACUAACGACACUGCCCACGAUAACAUAUCCAAUCGUCCGCUCCGUGUAACGUAACGAAUCAAAAAGAGAGCCUCGAACAGCAAAAUCUCGCCGUAGAGAAUUCUACGCGGGAAUAUGGAUUUGAUUCUCGUUGCUCGAGCAUUUUCCACGUCGCGAAAUUGUACUCCGUUUAAGAGCACCGUUUCAGAUCUCUACGUCGAGAUUUCUGCAAAUGUCGACAAAAUGCCCGAAACUGUCGAGCGACAGAGUCGCUCGGCGCCAAUGACUGUCCCUGUAACGAUAUUGUAAUAUAUUGUAUGUUUUGUGCCGUCGUUAGAGAGAAAGAAAAGUGUUCUAUAUCACAAAGAAUAAAGUUAUAUUACAUGUUCACACACACACAUACACGCUGUCGCUCGGACGAUUCGCAAGAGGAUUUGGCCGCUUGGAAUCGCGCGAGCGCGGGACGCGCGAAUGGCGAUGAUUAUAUACGAUAUUCCUUAUGUUACAAUGUAAUAUUAUAUUUAUUAAAUAAAACUAGUAACUGACGUAUUUUGA
Molecule: messenger RNA, 8938 nt
Organism: Solenopsis invicta (red fire ant)
Lineage: Eukaryota; Metazoa; Arthropoda; Insecta; Hymenoptera; Formicidae
Gene: alpha-Man-IIb
Product: alpha-mannosidase 2
Exons: 7
Coding region: 1609-4914 (1101 amino acids)
Biological process (GO): mannose metabolic process; N-glycan processing; protein deglycosylation
Cellular component (GO): Golgi membrane
Molecular function (GO): carbohydrate binding; alpha-mannosidase activity
Source: RefSeq, a predicted model, not a curated record